Messenger RNA from Durio zibethinus, 1045 nucleotides. RefSeq names its product protein cornichon homolog 4-like. The record is from RefSeq and is a predicted model, not a curated record. Gene Ontology annotation, biological process: vesicle-mediated transport. Lineage: Eukaryota; Viridiplantae; Streptophyta; Magnoliopsida; Malvales; Malvaceae.
GCCUAAAGUCUUCAGAGUGUUUCAACAUUCCUUCAUUCCUCAUCUUCUCUUCGUUGUACUAUAAGAAACAGAGGGAAAACGUGGGCUUUCUUCACCUGGCGCAACCAAAAUCCUGUCUUGCCCCUGCUGUCGUGCGCGCUUCCUCCUCUUGUCAACGAAGCAAAAGAGAAGAGAUAGGAAGAGAGGGAGAGGAAGAGAGGCAUGGAAGAUCUCUUCAUAUGGCUUAUUUCUUUCUUCAUCCUCAUUGCCCUUAUCGUUCUCAUUGUUUAUCAGCUCAUGUGCUUGGCUGAUUUAGAGUUUGAUUACAUCAAUCCUUAUGACUCUUCAUCACGGAUAAACAAAGUGGUCUUGCCGGAAUUUAUCCUACAAGGAUUUUUAUGUUUUUUGUAUCUAUCAUCGGGGCAUUGGGUCAUGUCACUGUUAUGUGCUCCAUAUUUAUACUACAAUGUGAGACUUUACACACGGAAACAGCACCUGGUAGAUGUCACAGAGAUAUUUAACUUGCUUCAUCGGGAGAAGAAGCAACGUCUUUUUAAACUUGCCUACCUCGUUGUUCUCCUUUUUUUUGCCGUGUUCUGGAUGAUCUGGUCUGCGAUAGAAGAUGCAGAUGAUUAACUGGAGAUGUGGCUUUCUCAACUUGAAGUAUUUCUUGCUCUCAACUGCUGCCAUGCAUUGGCCGUUAACAUGGCUCUUUUUUCCCUAUCAUAUUUCAGCUUGGGUCUAUUGUAACUGAUAUAGCAUCAAUCCCAAGGUUGUAUGAUUGUGAGAAUUUCACUUGAUUUUAGUUCAAUAUAUUUUUCAGGCAUCUGAAAUUUGUUUCCUAGGCAUUCAGUUUGCCUCGUGCUUGGAUUUGCUCAAACAAUGAGCUUUCACAAAUCCUUAUUCAGCAAGGAAAAAAAUAUAGCAUUCCUUUUCUUUAGAAAUUCUCUUUCUGCCUGUUACUUCUUCCCAUUAAGGAUUUUAGCGUGACAUGCUUAAACCUGGAUUGUCCUUGUAUUCCUUUUCGAUAUUUUUUAAAAUUUUUAAUUUACUUUUAAAUUUUUUC